This is a messenger RNA of Angiostrongylus costaricensis, 444 nucleotides long. The record is from the annotation of a GenBank genome assembly. Lineage: Eukaryota; Metazoa; Nematoda; Chromadorea; Rhabditida; Metastrongylidae.
AUGUAUACGAUACCAAGAAGUAAUGCGUCGACGAAGAUGCAGCAAUGGGCGGCGAAGUACAAUAUGACGGUCCAAUUAAAUGAACAUCUUAAAAACAAAGUCAACGGAGAACAGGAGAGGCAGAAGGCAAUCAGUUCUGUUCUUCUGCAAUUGCCCGAAUUUCUCACGAAAAUAAACAACAUAAAAGAGGAUCAGAAUUUGUCGGAAAUGGAGGUUAGUCAGGAACUGAACAAACUGUUUAAUACGGCGAAUCGAAAUUUGGCCGACGUGGCUUGCUGCAUCUACGGGCAAAUUCUUAAUCCCAACAGUUUUUAUCAGGGCAGUUACUACUACGUCAAUGAUGACGAUUUCGACGAAGACGAUGAGAUGAUGCAUGAAGGCAGUUACCCACGGCACUACGCUGGCUUUGACCUGAGUCCAAAACAUAGAGGACGUAAACGUUAA